AGAGACGGGGAAUGGAUUUGGUUGUGUGUUAGUAGUGGAGGGUCGGCGGAUCGAAUGUUUUGAGAUUUCGUGCUCGGCCGUUAUUAGCAAAGACAUUGUUCGCGUGAUGAACUUCUUCGCCGAUUAUCCUCUUAUUGGAGAGAUGAAAUUUCACUUUCAGUGUUCACAGACCGCGGCUCGUACGUUCGAAAGCGAAAAUUCCACCUUGAAGGCUUAUGAUAUGCUGGACCGACGCAUUAUAAAAGGCAAAUGCGUGCACGUAAAAAUAUUCAGUUGUGUGGAAACCAUUGGACAAAAUUGUUCAUUUCUAACAAAUUAAUUAGUUUACAUAGUUUUUGACUUGCGCGCAUUUGUCGCCAUGGGACAUGCGCGCAUAGCAAUCGUAUUAAUGGUUUGUGCGGUGAUGGUAUCAGUCGACGAGGUUCAUGCAAAAAUUAAAAAAAUCGAGUUCAUCAUCGAUCGUUCUUCCAACCGCAAAAUUGGAUAUGUCAUUACGAAAAUACAUCCGAUCGACCGCAAAGAUGAUAUCAAAGAAAAAUCAUUGCUUAAAGAGUCGAAUAAAAUUGACAGAAACACUUUGACCGAAAAUGAGCACGAGCAUACGGGCGAAAUGCAGCUGCUUCCAGUUCCGGAUACUCAAGCCAUAGAAACCGUAGAGUCGCCGAACCUACAGAUUUUAAAUAGUCCUUUGUUUGACGAAGAUCAGAAUUUCGAGAUCCGACCAUCGUUCACCGACCAUCAUUCGAAAACAGUGACGAUCGUGAAAAAUGUCCCCGAGCCUUAUGCGGUCGAAAAAACCGUUCAUGUUCCCAUAUACAAGAACAUUCCCUAUCCAGUGGAAGUCCACGUACCCGAGCCUUACCCCGUCGAAAAAGAAGUUCCGUAUCCGGUAAAGGUAGUAGUGAAGGUACCAGUGAAAAUACCAAAACCAAUUGCCGUAGUCAAGGAGUCGUUCUAUCCGGUACACGUACCAAUCGAACGUCGCGUUCCUCAUAGAGUUUACAUACCCGAUCCUUAUCCAAUUGAGAAGAAAGUCUACUACGAGGUCAAAGUCCCGGUCCCCGAGCCCUUCCCCAUCGAUCGUAAAAUACCGAUUCCCGUCAACGUGCCCAUCCAUAUACCGAAGCCCUAUCCCGUAGACAAAAUCGUACCCUUCCCAGUGAAAGUGGAGGAAGAGAGACCAGUGCCAGUGCCUUUGUUUAAGCCCUUCCCAGUACCGGUCACCAAACAUGUACCGUUCCACGUGGAGAAGUACGUGCCGUAUCCGGUAAAAGUCAAGGUUGACAAUCCGAUACCCGUACCCUAUGACAAACCGGUACCGGUGAAGGUAAAUAUAGAGGAAGAGAUACCUUAUCCCGUUGAGAAAGAAGUUCAUUACGCUGUAGAGAAGGAGGUACCUUAUCCUAUCAUCGUUAACGAGGAUAAAAAUGACGAGAUGAUAGAUUACACAGGCAGGAAGAAGGUACGGAAACAGCAAUCGAAGAAAGCUCCAAAAGUUUACGAAGAGAAGGUGGAGUAGAUGGUGAAAUGCCAACACCGACUAUCAGAAUUUGUUGCUUUUACAGAUCAAUUAUUGCUGUUAUUUAGUUUGUAAUAGUAUUAUAUUUUUACGAAAAGCAGGUACGAAUGCUCGUGAACUAGUGGCUAUUAUUCUGUUCUGACUGAUUAUAAAUAUUUUAU
Ceratosolen solmsi marchali is the source of this 1680-nucleotide messenger RNA. RefSeq names its product protein TsetseEP-like. Bases 359 to 1519 code for a protein of 386 amino acids. The record is from RefSeq and is a predicted model, not a curated record. The transcript has 3 exons. Lineage: Eukaryota; Metazoa; Arthropoda; Insecta; Hymenoptera; Agaonidae.